AUGUUGCCCCUUGUUAGGAAAGUGCAUUCGUGCAUGUCAUUAUCUGUGUGUGACCUUCUAAUUUGUCCCGUCCUGGCCGUUAGUGCCUAUCUCGCCCCACCGGUUGCAGCCGUGUAUUUGUUAGCGGUGUUGUGGCCCCGUUCGAACGAAUUAGGCGCCUUCUCUGCUCUCAUGUUUGGCCUACUUCUGGGGAUCACCAGACUGAUCUUGUCUGUGAUUUACAGUGACCCAAUUUGUGGCGAGUUGGACACGCGACCACUGAUUGUUGGGAAGCUGCAUUACAUGUAUUUCGGCUUCGGCUCUUUUGCUUCUACCCUAUUGAUCAUGGUUGUCGUAUCGUUCAUCGGCAAAAAGCCUCAUGCUGUACAAAUCAGUCGAUUAACCUACUUCACUGCCUGGGAUCUCCUUCACGAGAGAGCAGAACAACCGGAGCAGAAGUACACAAACGCUGUGAAUGGAGGGCCCCUGGGUAGUGAAGGUACGGGCACAAUCGUUCAAUACAGUACUAAUGAAGAUACAUUCGGGAAAGCAAUAUGGAUGCAGCCGUGUGCAGACAACAAGGCAGAACUAAAUGAACUGGUUAGCUGCGCCUCGUUUGUUGCUCUCAAGCUAGCACGAAUGCUUAUGCUAUUUUAUUUUCUCUCCUUAACACACAAUCCAUCCGGCUUCUUUUUCUACUCUGGUAACAUUCUUCCACAUUUUGCUUUUAACAGCAUCGAUUUUUCACGGGUUAAGAAUGGAUGA
Molecule: messenger RNA, 744 nt
Organism: Dicrocoelium dendriticum
Lineage: Eukaryota; Metazoa; Platyhelminthes; Trematoda; Plagiorchiida; Dicrocoeliidae
Source: the annotation of a GenBank genome assembly